GCGGCGUUUGACUUGACAGAUGGCGGGCGAGAGACGCUCCUCUCGGCUGUCUCUCUCGGUCCGUUGGUCCAUCCCGGUUCCCCAUUGUCUCCCCUUUUCACUCCUUGAAGACAACCCCGAGACGACAAACUAAACUUAGCCGUUAUUCCGCUUAUGUCGCCUUCCUUUGGAGACUUACCACGACCUGAAAUUUCACCCUGUCCCUGUUCAUCUGAAAUGUGGACAUGCUUUUCUCUCUCUCUUUUUUAACGUUGUAGGGAUGUAUUCGCUGUAACGGAGGGGGCAGUGAAUUGACCGACCAGCGGCUGACGGAGCUGGGAGCACGGUUGAUGGGGGAGAUGAACCGCAGGAGGACUUGUUAGCCCAACAGAGACGCCGAAACCACCUUCCAGGGGGCUGUUGACACAUCACAGCACCCUAGCAACAAUUUUACUCUCCGUUUUUAUGAGUGCAUAAAACACCAAGUUCAGACAGAGGGAGGGGAAGAAAAAGAAAAGAUACUGGAUUACAACGGCGGUGGGGUUUUUUUUGUUUGUUUUUGGCGUGAAUGAACCCUGGAGGAUGUUGCCGCUACAUGCCCGUUACUUCCCCUGAGAGGAGAGCACAGGAGAGGAGCUCGUCUGUGAAAGAAGGACCACUUGCACUUGUUUUCUCCACCUUGAAACAAAUGAGGCUGUUUCAAUCCAAGUAGCGUUUACUCGAGAUUAAUCAAUUAAAAAAAACAUUUCAUGUGGAUCAUAUAUACAUCUAAAUCUCACCACCUCUCAGCGCUUUUCUAGUCUUUUCUUCAGUGUUGUUUAAAGUGGCUACUGUAGCGUGUUAAUUCAGUGUAUUCAUCUUAGACAAGGAUGCGGCUAAUCAAUGUGAUUUGCUGGACUUUCUAGUCCAGUUAAAGGCUGAAGUUCCUGGAGAAGUGGACCCUGUGUGGAAAUAAUUGAAGAGUCCGUUUAUUUGCCUCAGGGGACCACAUUUCAGGCUGUUUACCUGUCUGCAACCCCUCCUUUUGAAUGAAGUAGUAGCCUUUUAUUCCCCUGAGACCCGGCGAGUACAGGCUGUGCACUUGGUUCACUGAGGCCCAAGCAGCGAGCGCGCCCUCUACCUGGGCUGCCAGCCAGACAGCCAGCCAGCCAGCCAGACGGCCCUCCGGGGGCUUUUGGAUUUUGAAGGUCCAGCUGGAGACUUGGGAGUUUUACCCAGAGUUAUUUCACCACGAGCAUCACUGGAGAGAAGGGAGGAGGACACCAUGGGGUGCUGUAGUGGCAGGUGUACCUUGGCCUUCAUCUGUGGCAUGCAGCUGGUCAGCGUGUUGGAGCGUCAGGUGAUAGAUUUCCUUGGCUACCAGUGGGCUCCCAUCCUGACCAACUUCCUCCACAUUGUCAUCGUCAUCCUGGGCCUGUUUGGCACGAUUCAGUUCAGGCCGAGAUACGUCACUGGGUACGCAGCCUGGCUGGUCGUGUGGAUGACCUGGAAUGUUUUCAUCAUCUGUUUUUACCUGGAGGUUGGAGAUCUGUCCAGAGACUCUGACCUUGUCCUGACGUUCAACCUGUCCAUGCAUCGCUCCUGGUGGAUGGAGAACGGCCCGGGGUGCAGGGUGACACCCAUCACCCCUCCACCCUCCUGGGCACCCGACGACCACCGAUAUAUAUCUAUAUCUGGCUGUCUGAUGGAUUUUCAGUUCAUAGAGGUGGCUCACUCCUCGCUGCAGAUUCUCCUGGCUUUGAUGGGGUUUAUCUACGCCUGCUAUGUGGUCAAGCUCAUUUCAGAAGAGGAGGAUAGCUUUGAUUUUAUAGGAGGGUUCGACUCGUACGGUUACCAGGGGCCUCAGAAGACCUCCCACCUUCAACUACAGCCCAUGUACAUGUCCAAGUAAACCCAGGUGCUACUCCAGGAGCGCUGCCUUACCAGUCACCACUGCUUAACAUCCUGCUUUUACUACUCCAACUGUCUUUUAGUAAACAACACCAAGACACCGACAGGAUACAGAAGACACUAAGAUAUUCUGUGUUUCAACCUCCAAAUCCCCCACUUGGUCAGAUUGCUUCCCUGUGCUGCCUGUCUGCUGUUUUUUAACAGAGAGAGGUCUUUUCCUAAUGAAACACCGGCCUCGUGUGGCUGAACACGGCAACUGCAGGACCUGUGUGAUACACCGGUACAGACGAUUCUGGUAACAACUGCAUUUAUUUAUUUAUUUUUGGUCUCUGGUAGACUCAAUCAGGAGCCAAUGACUUGCUUCCUCUUGUGCUGUUGGGCAUCUGCCUUGUGACAGAAACCAAAGGGAUGUAAAGAGGCUACGACUCAUUGGUGAAUUACUGACGCAUUUCUUCGAGCUUCUGAGGAGAACGCAAAUGUUGUGGCACCUAACAACUCUCUAGUGCAGAUUCGCCUGACCAAAGACUAAGGACUUCCAAACUGACCGAGCAUCUACUAACAAGGCUGCCGAUAUGGGAAUGUCAAACAUUUUUUUUUUCCUAAGAUUUCUUUCUGGUGCAUUUGGGUUCUUGUUGCAGCAAAGACGUGGGGCGGACUUGCCACAUGUUAUUAUCCUGUUCCUUCACCCAAAAAAACAUUGAAUGUUAAAUAACGUGUGUAGAUUUACAUACUUUCAUUUCAUAUGUGCAUGUGUACAGUAAACAGACACAUCCAUACACACACACACACACACACACACACACAGGCAUUAGGUAAGGCAUAUGUGAAUUCACACAUGCAUGCACACAAACACACACACACACACACACAGCAUAUGUAACUUUUUUACUACUAAUGUGAAUCUUAAUGUUUACAAUAGAAAUUCAGUCUGCCUGACAGAAAGGCUGAACACCUGACAGACAGGUAGACUGGAAGACAUACAUGAGACUUUUCAGCUACAGCCUCCUAAAGGCCAUGGGGUCUUUUCUGCCAUAUUAAUACAGACAGGACAGUAGUUCCAGAUGUGUCUUUUGGUCUCUUGCUGUCUAAAUAUUUUGUCUUCCAUCCAAGACAGGCUGGUAGGGGUAGAUAGAAACAGAACAUGACAAAAAAAAACAACCACAGAAGAGGGAUUGAGCUCAGUCAACAGUUUCCCUUCCAGCUCAGUCCUUUCAUAGACACCAGGCUCUCAGUGCCAAGCUUCUGUUGUCACUCGCUCGUCUCUGUCAGCAGACAACUUUUCCCCUUUUUUUCAGAAUUAGUAAAAAACAAGCUGGAAGCCAACUCAAGUGCCCAAUCAGCCUAAUCUUCACCAUCCACCUCUUUGUAAUAACAUACAGUCCACAGGUAACGCUUACAUAAGGGAAAAGGCACACACUUUACAGAAAUGACAAUCACAGUCAGAGUUGCCUGAAUCUUGUGAUGGUUUGGCAUUUUUCUGUACCAUAAAAUAAGUGACACAAAGCUGAAAAAUGGCUGUCAUCGUGUGAGAACAGCGAAACAUUUUUUACCGGUGGACAAAGAUUGAGACAAAAGAAGGAGAAAUGAGACGACAGAGGCUGAAUCUUCAAUGAUUCUGCACUCGCCUGCAGGCUAACGAGGAUAAACAUGAUACCAGUGAGAUGCCGGAGACCUAGCAGCUCCCCCUCUUCACUUCACUACUCGAAUUUAAAUGUUGAAAGUGCCAACUACUCUAUCUAUCUGUAGAGCCUGGUUUCUGAAAGCCACAGGCUGGGACCAGAAAAUAACAGGUCUCAGGUUCUCUUUUCUUGAGUUCCCGUGUAAGAAAGAUAGCGAGGAUAUUACAAAUCAAAAAAUUCACAUUUGCAUUCCAGGCGGCCAGCAGGUUUUCACUUUUAUUCUGCUUAGAAAAAUCAACUGAUUCCUUCUGGAGACUUGACUGAACAUGUUGCAUUUAUGUUGCAAUAACUGGACCAAAAGUUUGAGGCCUUCUCCGUCAACCAAGGAACAUUUCUGAGCCAAAACAACGGCUUCUCUUGACAUAAAGGAUGGACUAACAGGCUAUUUCCCUCUAUAAACCAAUCUCAAAGUCCACCUUCCACCCCCGUCUGCCACUUAUCUUCAGCAGUUCAUGUUUUGUAACGAAUCUUCGGGUUACGUUCAGAGUCGCUGCCCCGUGAGGCUCCACUGACGCUCACUCUGAAGGACAGAACAACGUUCGUGUGUUUGCAUGAGGUGUUUCCAAACUGUUGCAUAUUUAAUCUCAUGCUGCGUGUGACUAACUAAGCUACUUAAAAUGGGAACUGUUUGGCUUGUUGAAUGCUCCUCAACUCUCAUCAAAGAGUCCUAAAUGUGAACUUUGUGAUUUUUUUCUAUAAAUAACACAGUCUGAAAUGUCUGCUGAGUACAGGAGAAAAAUAGGUAAUGUAAAACAAUGAAAUGUAACUUUGAACUUCUAGACGUUUUUUAAUCACAUGUGGCCGUGUUUACUGUUUUUUCUAGUUGACUACUAAUGUAUAAUGUUGUGUACAAGUGGGACUACUAUGUUUUAUUUCUUCUAAUUGUACAGCGUAUUUGACAUGAGAGCGUAAGAGGAGAAUGGGGGGGAAGAGAAUUAGUUGCACUAUAGUCUGUAAUUCGUUCAUUAACCAUUCUGUCAGGGCCAGAAAUUCACUUUCACUUCAGCACAUAAUUAACUUUACAAAAUGAAUUUAUAUUUGAAUUAUCAUCCAACACCACACAUAGCUUUUUAAUAAAUAACAAUGACUGCACACGAAGUGUGUUUUUGCAGAAUUCAAAUGAGGAGCUAAUGUGGUGAAAAGGGUCACAUGUCUAUUAUUUACAAGCUUAAUUGAAAAAGAUAGUUGGUCAUUAGCAAAAGACACUAUUUGAACUGAAAGUGAAUUUUUUCAUUUAUCCGUCUUUAAUAGAGUCGAUCAGUUCGAUAUUACCUGGUUUUGUGGAACCAAUAUCAACCUGAACACCAAUCCAGCAGAUAUAACAACAGACUAAAGCAAUUAUUCAGAGAUUCAAGGAUUUCAGAUAUAUAAUGUGACCCAAAUGUGUGGGGUGUGUGUGUGUGUGUGUGUGUGUGUGUGUGCAAACUGCGUGCGUGCGCGUGUUAGACUUUGUACUGCUGUACAUUGUACUUUUCUGUGUCAUGGUGAACUGAACGACACUUAACCCAGAUCCUGGAAAGCCACAACGUCAACACAAAUUAAACUGAAGGAAAUUGAGGAACUGAAUCAAAGAUUGUUAAUGAACAGCAAUAACAACAGUAAUAAUGUAUUUUAAAGUAAUAAUAAAGACAGAAUCUACACAAUUCAUGGUUUAUCUUUAUCUUCACCGAUGCUUGAUCAUAUUCAGACUUUGAACAGUCAAUAGAGAUUUUGUCUGUAGAUCUAAGAACGCACAUCUGUACAUAAAGAGUUAAACAUUAGCAGAAGAAGCUGGAGUCAAGUUACUGUUUUGUUGAAUGGUGUCAAUAAACAUUCAGUCAAGCCAUCGUCUCUCAGUCUGGGCUAAAAUAUAGCUACUCCAUUAUGAAGCUUUACAGUAGUGACAGGAGUAUACAGGUAAUAAAAGGGAAAUACAUAUAUGCUGUGGGCUACAUUUUCACAAGAUUUUAAAUUCAAUUUUGAAUUUGAUGAACAAAAUGCAGCAUCUUCAGCUUUAUUUAAACUGUUUUGACAAAUGUUUUGAAGUGUUCAACCAUUUAAAGCCUCCACAAACUUAAAAAAGUAUUUCUCUAUAAUCUUAAAUAUUUAUAACUAUAUACUAUGGGUAUGGCUUGACCAGAUUUGACUGAGUACAAUAAGCAUUAACAUUGCAAAAUCCUGAUUGGUCCGUACAUGCCAUCACCUCUUGCCAUCUGAGCCACAUCCACUUUAACACAAUAAAAAAAACCCAAAACUGUUCUAACUCAACAGAAAACCAUUUUCUUUAUGUGGAAUCCUAUCAUCUAUUUAAGACGCUGAUUGACAAAAUACAUUUUCAGGGUCUUAAAGUAUUGUCAUUGUUCUUUGUACAAUUACUCUAACUAGGAAACAGCUGCAACGAGAACAAGGUAGAAUGCUGAAAAUUAUAGCACAUGAUCCUGUAGAAACAUCACACAAGAGAAAAGUGUAGGACCCAGGACAGAGCCCUGAGGUACUCCACAGUCCAGCUCUGCUUCCUUAUGUACAUAGUAGACAACUGCUUAUCUUAGAAAAUGAACAAAAAUGUCUAAUGUUCCUACAAAUCGUCUCUGAAACAUUCUUUCUGCUGCCGAAGCAGAGACAAUUAUGGUAGAGGAGCAUUUAGAAAGUGCAAUAACACAUUAUCAUAAUACAUUAAGCACCUUUUCACAGUGUCAGUACGUCAAUGCAGGAACGUGCCGCUAACUGUCAGUGAAAACAGGAAUAUCCAAACUGUCUCUGUGGCUCUGGGUUGAUUUGUGAAUGUUCACCACUGACUAGAACCAUCUAUGUUGGUUUAACUCCUUCUCUUUUUGUGAUGGUUUUCCCACAGGUGACUGGCUGUACAUAAACUAGACCGUUGGGAAUAAAGUAGACAGUGGAGAAGGAAAGUUUA
Messenger RNA from Micropterus dolomieu (smallmouth bass), 6441 nucleotides. RefSeq names its product sodium/potassium transporting ATPase interacting 2 (gene nkain2). NCBI's taxonomy places the organism in Eukaryota, Metazoa, Chordata, Actinopteri, Centrarchiformes, Centrarchidae. The record is from RefSeq and is a predicted model, not a curated record. The transcript is spliced from 8 exons. Gene Ontology annotation, biological process: regulation of sodium ion transport. The coding region runs from base 1244 to 1870 and encodes 208 amino acids.